CCCUCGGUGGUACAACACAGCUGCAUUACACAUAGAAUGUAAAGGCCGGGCUACAUUGAUCGUACUCCUGAGUGUAAUUUUUGUGAACGCGUACGCCAUCUAGCGGCGGCGGGUCGAAGCUAGAGGCUGGUAUAAUUUAUCUGUCAAAAAGCGUUUUGGGUCGAGGAGCCUAUAAUUUUGAUCACAAACCAGUAAACAAACAGCUCGGUGAGUAUGUUCGAUAUUUUGUCGUGUAUGUUUUUUUGAAAAUAUGUGGUAAUUUAACAUACAUAUUGUAUUUCUAGCCAUGAAACAAGCAGGAAGCAGUCGACGCAAUGAAAAAAUAGAUCAUGAAAAAAGCCUCCGCUUCAUUGCCGAGGUGCAAAAGCACCGUGUUUUGUGGGAGAAAAAAAAUAAAAAUUAUAAAAAUGUAGUUUUGAAGGGCGACGCGUGGGCUGCGAUAGCGGCCAAGGAGGAGGUUUCGCCACAAGAUGCGAAACAUCUGUGGUCCCGACUCCUUGGCAUUUAUCGGACCAACAAGGCCAAGGUCAAGAAGACGGCGCAAACCGGUGCAGGCAAUGACGACGUGUUCCGGCCACGGUGGUUCGCCUACCAAGCGAUGUCUUUUGUAGACGAGGCCACCCAAGAUGCGGUGCAUGUAGACACGCUUGGCUACGACGAUGAGGGCCUCACUCCCCGUUCCCUCGUGGAGGCAGCCUACGCGGUUCCACAAUCGUUGGACGACAUCGAUUGGGAUGCCGCGGUUGCCUUCGACCCCGAGCCAUUCUCUCCCACUCCUUCUUCCUACCCUUCUGCCUUAUCCGUCACUCCUGGCACGAUCCGCGAGGGAAACGGUGUGAGUGGGGCCCUCAACAACCGGCUGCAACAACCGGUUUCGGGUGCAACAGGCGCACCGGAAACCGCAGAUCCGGACGAUUUCGGCCGAUACGUGGCCGAUGAGCUUCGGCUUAUUCCGUCUCCAAAAAGGAGACGCAUUAUGAAUAUUCAGCGGGAAUUAUUAGAAACAUUAAAAAAAAUCUUUAAAAACAUAACUUUGAAUACUUUUUGA
Messenger RNA from Anopheles arabiensis, 1048 nucleotides. RefSeq lists its product as uncharacterized. Gene Ontology annotation, cellular component: transcription regulator complex; nucleus. Gene Ontology annotation, biological process: regulation of transcription by RNA polymerase II. The record is from RefSeq and is a predicted model, not a curated record. The transcript is spliced from 4 exons. Lineage: Eukaryota; Metazoa; Arthropoda; Insecta; Diptera; Culicidae. Bases 287 to 1048 code for a protein of 253 amino acids.